AUGCACGGCAACGGGUCGACGGCGUCGCGGAAGACGUCGCUGUCGACGUCGAUCUCCGGCGGCUCGCUGCAUCUGUCGUCGUCGCGAGCCUCGGCGAACGGCGGUCUGCACGCCUCCGGUCGCUCUUCGCUCACGCGACACAACGAGAUGGACUUCGGCAAGAUGUUUGUCGCCAUGGAGAAGGGCCACAAGGUUUCAGGCUUUGAGACCGUUCCGUUUUUUAUAACCUUCUUCAGGUUUGCAAGCUGGCGGUGCUUAAGAAAUGGGAUCCUGCCUACAAAUUGCUUACCUUGGACAGAGAUUCUCGCCAGAUCUAUCUGACGAAACUUGAGCAAGCCGCUGUUAGGUUGGUUGCAAUUCAAAAAAAAGAAUAAAUUUUGAGCGUAAAAUUGAAAAAAAAAGCUUGAUUCAUUUGAUUGUAGAACGAAAAUUUCCAAUAAAAAGCAUCAAUUUUUGCUUUUCGCGGCAUUCUUUCGAAAAAUUACUUUAAAGAAAAGAUAUGUCUGUAAUAUCAUUCUUUUCAAAAAAAUUCUUGAUUUCAAUAUUUUUCUCCAGAAGCAAGCCGACGAUCCUCGACAUCAGGCAUAUUCGCGAAGUGCAGACACUCGACUACAAGCUCAAUACGAUCAAAAUAGGCGACAAAUGGAAGAGAGACAAGGAGAUUAUGAACUUUGAGCACACGAAAAUCCUCAUCAUUUCCUAUGGAACGGGCUUCACUCUCACCUAUUGGAUUCUGUUGUGUGAGUGGCCGAGAACUUGGAUCCAAAAACACUGUUUUCUGUUCAGUCGAAACAGCGGACGCCUGCUGGAUGUGGAGUCACGGCCUUCACAACCUCAUGAUCGAGACCCGCGACCGCGAUUCUUCGCCUCAUCCCAUCCGCAUCGAAAGAUUUCUGCAUAAGCAUUUUGCCAACCUCAUGUCGCCAGCCGAUGAUUGGUGAAUGGAGAUUUCCUUUCUCAAAUCAAAAAAUGAUAGUUUAGUGUUGCGCGGAAGCACAUGAAGCCGUUCGUGCAGACCUCGUUGCAGUUCAAGGUUCAGUCGAAGCAACUUCAGGAAGUCACCGAAGACCAGAUGACCUUCGCCCAGUUCUCCAGCGCUGCUCGACAGCUCAUACAUCUUCCCCUCGUUUGUCAUCUGCUGUCUAUAUCUUCCGUAAUUUCUGUACUUCAGCUUUUUACUACUCGUUUCGCCGAUCUUUGCGAAACGGAUCCAAAAAGAGGAGAAAUUGUGUCUUUUACCAACUUUUUGCGGUUUUUGGACUCAAAACAGUGCGACGAAUUAGCGGCUAAUCGCUCGAGAUCUCUCGAUUUUCUUAAUAGGUUCGUUAGGGCGAAAUUCCGGCAAACCUGCUUUUCCAGGUACUUGCACCAAGAUCAUGCGCCUAUUUUUGAACGCCGUGAGCCGUCGUUGACUGUUUCUGAGGUUUCUAUUGCACCUUUUCCCGUGUUUUUCGAGUUUUCUCAUAUCAAACCGAGCUCCAGUUUUAACAUCACAGAAAAAUUGUUGUGAAAUUAUCUGUUAACUUGAAAUUAUGUUUUUUAAGGAGCGGAAAAAAGUCAAAAAAAAAAGUCAAAUUUUGUUCUUUAUCCUAUCAAAAAUACCUUGUUUAUAAUCAAAAAAGAGGUAUUUCAAGUUGCGGUCAGAGUUUGUAUUUCUGAUCUCUUGAUCUCGAAGGCUCUCGAGGUCCACAAUCUUGUUUUUUUUUUCCCCGAAAGAGAGACUUAAAAGUUUAACUAGCCUUUUUAAUCGUAUUUCGAGAAUUUUCUCUGAUUUUGAGUUCGAUAAUUACAGUUAGCUUUUUUCGAGUUGAAAGUUGGUAUAGAAAAGUUGACAAGGGGGACUUGUCGCGGUCGCGACGCGGCUCUCGGCGCGAAAUGCAAAUUCAAACACCAGCCUCUUUUCUUUUUGAAUUUUACCAUCUCUGACCAGAUCUGACCGUUUUUUUCAGUAAAUUAAAAAAAUUUUUCAUGCUUUUUUUCGUUUUUAAUACAUAAUAACAUAAAAACGGCCUUUUCCCGCUUCAAAUUUUCUACAAUAGAGUUUGAGUUUGCAUUUCCCGUGAAGAGCUACUUCGAAACCGCGAAAAAUCAUCCCUGCCGAUUCGUCUCCAUUGCUUUUUCAGUCGGGAAAACUUGACUGGUUAGGCACUACGAAUUUUAUUAAGAUUAGUGUUUGAGAAAAUUGAUAAUGUUUCUUUCACACAGUUCUGCGACUUUCUGUUUUCGCGAGAGAAUUCGUUGUGGGACCCGAUGAACGAGAAAGUGACGCACGACAUGUCACGUCCUCUAUCCCACUACUGGAUAGCCAGCAGCCAUAAUACGUGAGCCUUUUCCUUCCCUUCGUUCCAAACUACGGACAUUGACAGUUAUUUGACGGGCGACCAACUGAGGUCCGAAUCUUCUCUCGAUUCCUACGCCCAAGCACUCCUCAUGGGCUGUCGCUGUAUAGAAUGUCAGCUUCAUUUUUUUCCCUCUCUAUCUCUGGAUGUUUUUUGCAGUGGAUUGCUGGGACGGUCAGAAGAAACCGAAUUCGAGCGAGUUUUACGAUAUUGUCAUUUAUCACGGGUACACGAUGACCUCGAAAUUGUUGCUCAGAGACGUUCUUUAUACCAUUCGACACUACGCCUUCAUCACUAGCGAGUCCGUUUUAUAUUUAUUUUAGUCAAGCCUAUUUCAUCUUAACUUAUUCAAUAAUCCUUCAAAAACUACAUUUGAAGUUAUUUAUUAAAAAGGUCACUUUCAAUGCGAAAUUUGUUCGUUAGUUUACUGUUUUUCUGAUUUUUGGGAAGCAAACUCUAUCUUUUUGCGAGUUCUGUUUUUCCAUUCUUCGUUUUCUUAAUCAUACAGAGACCUACUUAGAGUUUACAUUUUUUCAAAAAUGUUUUUUGUCGCUUUUAGCGAAUGAAGCUACGGGGCAGUUUAUUCUCUUGAAAAAAGUCCAAAUUAAGAUAUCCUGUGAUUCUAUCAAUCGAAGACAACUGUUCGGUGCCGGCACAGAGGUUGCUUGCUCAGGAAGUCAAAGAAAUCCUCGGUGACUACCUUCUCGUCCAGCCCGUCAGUUAUACUUCUUCUGAGAAGUCCACCUCAAACUUUCCAUCUCCAGGUGAACCGCGAUGAGAAAGAGCUGCCGUCGCCGGCGGCGCUGAAGAAGAAAAUCAUUUUGAAGCACAAAAAACUGCCGGUCGAGAGCGAAGACCUCGCCGCCGUGGUCAAGAACGAUGAAUGUUUGAGAAAAGCUCUUUGAAGCUUGAUAAAUAAGUGUCGUUUCAGUCCAGGACACGGAUAUCAUCGCUCGCGAAUGCGUCAAGAAGGGAAUUCUUUUCUUGAAAAACAGUACUCGACAUGUAAGGUUUCUAAAUGGAUACUGAUUUCAUAAUAUCCGCAUUACUCGAGAUUGUUGUUCUAUAACAUAAAACUAGACCAAGAUCCGAAAUAUGGGAGGUCCGAAACAAAAAAAUAUAAUAACUUUCUAAGUGCGACUGAAAAAAAGGAAAAAUUCGCUUAGAAAUUCAGAAAUUCUCGAAACUUGGCCAAAUCUAUGAUUGCUAUGACUAUUUAUAGUAAAUUGAUACAUUUAUCUCGAAAGUUUGAAAAUGCAAAAUUCUCUGAAAUCUGAUUUUUCGUGUCUUUGUGCUGUUUUUUUGCCGAGCGAAAUUAGACUCAAAAAUAGGAAGUUACGCAGUUUGAAACUUCAGGAACUUUAUCCAGCAAAUAAAAUUAGAAAUUUUGAAAGUUGGAAGUUUGAUUUUGUUCACUUGUAAAUCAAUUUUGGCUUCUCGUCGACCUUCUAUUUUUUCACAAAAGUCAUGGCGGCUGCUGUUAAAACUGUAAAAAGAAGGUUAACCAUACGGAAUAAAUUGGAAAUAAACAUAUUUUUUUCCCUUUGAACGAUUUAUAUUUGAUAUAGGGAUCUAAUAACCUUUUUGGAGGAAUGGACGACGCACGUGUUUGUUCUUUUUGCCGACCGUUUGUGUUACAUGCUGGACACGUGUUCGGAAGAGGAUUCUCUCAAGGACGACGCCAUGAGUCUGAUGGGCGAGGAAGACCGCGAGGUUCCCCUUUGUCUUCUUAACCAAUCACUUCCGGGAUUUCGCAGGAAGAAUCGCCUUCGGGAUUCGGCGUUCGGCCCGAAGAGAUGCACGUCACUGAAGAGUGGUUCCACGGUCGUUGUGAACGAGAUGUUCGUUUUGAUUUUGAAGAUCCUGAAAAAGGAAGUUCCAGGAUGCGAAAAGGCGGCUGUUGGAGCACAAAUCCAAAGGCAACGGCCUUUACAUGAUCCGCGACUCGAAUCUUUUCAUCGGCGAUUAUUCACUCUCCAUAAUGCACGACGGACAAGUUCAUCACGUCAGAAUAAGAUCGAAGAUUAUCGACAGUACGUCCCUGACUUGUUGUUCAACUCUUCUUUUUUGACGUUCAGAAGAGAAGAAGUACUACUUCAUGGACAACAAAGUGUGCGACACGCUCUACGAGUUGGUCUCCCACUACACUCGACACUACCUCACGACGGCUUCUUUCAAGAUGGUUCUGACGACUCCUUGUCCGCAGCCUCAGCCCCACCUCAACCAGCCGUAAGUCUAUGAAGCCAUGAAAAUGUUCCGAGUAAAAAUUCAUACUUUCAUCGAAAAAAGCAAGGUGAAGCCUGGUGAAAUGAGCAAACUAUUUUUACCAGUUGCUGAUUCACCUUUAGUUUCCUUUUGAAUUGAAAGAACUAUUCAGAUUCAUGAUAACAUGAUCAGUUUGGGAAAUAUUUGGAAUAAGUGCGCACUUUCUAGUGAAUGAAGUUAUAACAGAAAGGCUGGCGGCAAUUAUUCGAAAUAUGAAUGGAGAAACCACGGUUUUGGUUUGAUCUUAUAUAAAUCAUGAUAAUCGUAACAAUUUAUUUCAUUUAAAAAGUAAAAUUCAUUUGGAAAAUUAUAAAACAUCUUCAGCUGGUUUUCGGCGACUGCAGACAAGGAGAAGGCGGAAGAAUUGUUGAGCCGCGUGCCCGAAGAUGGCGCUUUCCUCAUCAGAACUUCUAGCACCGACAAGAGCGUUUUCGUCUUGUCUCUCAAGUUUUGCUGCUCUACCGACAAUGUCCCAUGAAAAAAUGUUCAGGGUCGAUGGCGAGUUCUGGCACUAUAGAUUGAAGCGCGAUGGCCGGAUUUUCGUGGUCAAUCAGACGGUUUUUGAGAACCUCAACCAAAUCGUCGAGUACUACAGUAACCGUGAAUUCGUUCGAGGCAUCAGUCUUCGAUCUCCCGUUCGUUUUAUUUCACUUUUUGAAGGAGUCAUUAGCUCUUUUCCUCUCCGUCUGAACCAAUUUGACAGAAUUUCUGACAAUUUCUAUUUUAUCCUGACGCGUUUGUAUAAAUUAACUGCUUUCCUUUGCUACGACCCCUUUUUAGGCCUUUGGCGUCAUUUUUCAUUAUAUUAAUAUUUUUAAAUCAGAUCUGAAAGGUUGAAUACAAAAAAUAAUGUAACUUCGAAGAAAGGAAAAUGACGAUUCUCUUUAAAAUAUAUUUUCAAUGUCUAGUUACUGACAGUUCCAUUCAAAGAGGAACUUAUCAAAUUAAGUUUUCCCAUUGAAAGAGUUUCAGGUGAAUGAGAAGGAAAUCGGGCAUUUGACCGCCGAAAUGGCCGAGCAGCGAGUUCCUGGCUGCUACAUGGACCUGAAAGAUCUCGACAAGGAGGUGGGAUCAAGGGGUCGAAAAGUCUCAAUGGAUGGCUCAGGUGCAAGCGCGAGCCUUGAGGCCUUACCGAGGCACGGCCGACGACGAGUUGACUUUUCCCGCCAAUGCCAUCAUCACGGUUUUGCGCAAAGAAGAGGGCCUUUGGCGAGGUUCUCUACUUCUCUUUUAAUUAGGGAAAAUAUAGGACUGACAAAAAAGAUAGUCGUUUCACGUUCCGGUUUUUCCUGAUAAGAACACUCUUUGAUGUACUAGAAGAAGAUUUUUUGAAAAAAAGACAUCUUAAAGUCAGAGAAACCCCUCAAAAUCCGUAAAAAAUAGGCCUUUUGGGGCUUUGAGCCUUUAUUUCUCAAAAACCCGGAGUUGUACAGUCGGAAAUUUUCAGGAUUUUUUCCUGGUACAUAAAAGAGUGUUUUGGCCAAUUUUCAAACAAUUCCCAAACGCGAAUAUGACCUUCUUAUGAGGAAAUUGCAAAAGUUUGUACUGAACGUAAAAGUUUUAAUGCAUUUUUUCUUUGAAACAGUUUUCGUUUCGGAGGACAAUCUUGAAAUCAAUUCAUGUAUAAGUGAUCUGCAUCCCCAAUUGUAUUUCUAGGUCGUUAUGGGUCGGCCACUGGUUGGUUUCCGUCAGCAUAUGUCCAAGAAAUCUUGCCCGAGCGGUCUAUCUCCACACAAGGUUUUCACAGAAUAAAAACUGAGCUUGCAAAAGCUGAAUAAAAAAGUUCUUGAUUAUAUCAAUUUUUUUUUUGAUAAAUAUGAGUUUAAGUUUGAGAUUUUUGAACGUGACUUUUGGAUUUUUGGCUUGAGAUGAUGUCGGAAGUUCAGAAUCGAGUACAUACAACACGAUCGAGUUGGCGGGGACCUUGAUAGAGAGAGUGACCGACGGAGACCGCAAAAAUGUGAUCAAGAUUUCGCAGAGCGGCCAGCACUGGAACGGCCUGCAAUGGAUGAUCGCCGCCCAAUGUAAGUCUUGAAAUGAUGAGUUCCUCUCCGAACUACUUUUCAGCCGUCGAGGAGGCGGACGAUUGGUCCAAUCAGUUGCUGGACUUGACUCGCUCCGUCAACAGCCGCAUCAGCAUUCUGCGGGUGAAAGAGAAGGAAAAAAGGAUAGCUGCGGAAUUGUCGAAUCUUGUGGUAUGUCUUGACCUUUUUGCGGCACUUUUUGAACAUUUCUUUGCAGGUCUACUGCCAAGCCGUUCCUUUUGACCCGUUGCACGUGAGCUCAGGCUCAUUCUACGAAAUGUGCUCCUUCGUCGAGGGGAAACUCGAAAAAUUGCUGGAAAAGGUUUGAUUCUUGAUCAAUUAUAAUUUUAUCCCUUAAAAUUACUUGGUGUGCAUCAAUAAUUUGCUUCACGUUUGCUAGUCACUUUUUGAAAUUGGCGGCAUAAAGAUCCAUCGUGAGAGUUCUUUCUUGGAUUUUAGUUUGAAUAGAAAGUAGCGAAAAAAAAACGAGAACGUGUGAAAAAGAGAAGAACGAGAAAGCUGAUCAAUGAAGGAAGUGUGGAGAGGAGGAAAAGAGAAAAACAAUGACCUUUGGCCAAAUUCAGAGCGAAAUACAGUUUUGAGUCAAGAUUUGAGUUUUUGAGAAAAUUGGUGAUGUCAUAGUUAUUAUUCGAAAAUGAAUUCGAGCAAUCUAUUGCUUUAUAACCUAACAAGCUUUGAAAGUUAUCCUGAAAGUAAAUCCAACAUAAAAUGAUGCUACUCAUCUUUCCGAAUGUUCAGGGACUGGUUCCUUUCAACAUCCGGCAACUAUCUCGAGUUUACCCCAACGGCUCCAGAAUCACUUCGGCCAACUACAAUCCAGUUCCGAUGUGGAAUGCCGGCUGUCACAUGGUCUCUGCUGAUUCUCGACUUUCAUCCUAUGUUCAAAAGUUUAGGUUGCUCUCAACUAUCAGACGGGGGACAAACCCAUGCAGCUAAACCAAGGCAAAUUUCUGGCCAACGGACGGUGCGGCUACGUUUUGAAGCCAGAGUACAUGAUUGACAAGAGUUUCGAUCCUGCCCAUGCAGAUAAGGUGAAAACUCGCGUGGAGCAUUUCGAAAUAAAAUUCAAAAAAAAGUUAGAUUGGUGAGAAAAGCUAUCAAGACUUCUUUCAAAUAUUUCUAUUUUCUGCGAGAAGGUGAUUGGUGAAUGGUGAAUCAGAAAGAAGAGACCUACAUACUACUAGAAUAAAAAUAAUUUUCUUUUUUUUUUUUUGAGGUUUCGACGUCUUACCCUGUCCGCCUGCACGUGCAAGUCAUCGCGGGUCGACAUCUCUCCAGACGCGACAAAAACAAAGGAAUCUGUUCUCCUUUUGUGGAAAUCGAGCUGGUGGGCAUGCCGUGCGACUCUCGCGUGUAUCAGACAAGGACAAUUGGUAGAUUGUCCAAGUUUUCGUUGAAGAAUUUGUUCGUUCCAGCCUCGAACGGCCUGAAUCCGGUGUGGAAUCAAACUUUCAUCUUCGAGGUCCAGUGUCCUGAAGUGGCCAUGCUGCGGUUUCACGUGGAGGACGGCGACUUCGUCGGUCCGAAAACCGAUCCGUUCAUCGGCCAGGCUGUCUUCCCCCUUGAUUCGAUCCGAUGUGGUCAGAACUCCUGUCUUUGAAGUUUUUUACCGUUUUCUUUGAUAGUCUUAAUAGUAUGGUUCAACGUCGGUUUUGUCUCACCAACAAAGUUUUCGCACAGUUCUGAAAAAAAAAUCGUCUUCUUCUGAGAAAAGCUGGCGUAUUCGAAUGGAGAGAAAGGAAUCGUGAUUGCUUUUAUGAAAGUCACAUUAAAUGAAAUAAAUGAAUUCCAAUAUUUUCUAUUUUAGUAUAUUCAAAAAACUUACUAACCAAAAAAGGUGUGCUCUAGUGGUGCCAAUCAUAGUUUUCAGGAUUCCGAUCGGUUCCGCUGCGGAACCAGUUCAGCGAAGAGUGUGAGCUGUCGGCGUUGCUCGUCGACGUGCAAAUGUGCGCCAAGGAAGGGACGACUCUCAUCCGGUCGGCGUGCUCCGUCCUGCAGGUACACGCGCUCCUGGACCUCGCAAAAGACGCGCGAGUUAAGGCGAGUCGGCUGGCGGCCGUCUACGCCCAGAGGAAGAUCACGAACGGCGACAGCGCGAUUCCGCGGGAGAUGGCGCCGCGACUUCGGGGCAGCGAGCUCUCGUCGCGCUCCCUCGACUCCCCUACAAAUUCGGAGUCGUCGCGCGCUUCGAUUUUCCAUGCACAACGGACCAGUGAAGAUUCUGUCGACAGCAAUGAGUGAGUUCUAUCAAAAAUAAUCUGAUCUCUCUAAAUUCCAAAUUUCUUAACGACAAAUUUUUGUAGAUCCAAGGAACAAAAGAAAAAUCAAAAGCCCCUUUUGACGAAUCGGAAACGCUGAUAAGAGUUUAUUUUUGUUUAAACUGUUUUUUUGAAGAUUAAACCAUGGAGAAGCUUAUAGUGGAAAACACGCAAUAAUCGCUUUUUGGGAGGACUUAUUCCAAAAUCCUUUGAGGAAUUACAGAGUUGCCGCUUUUUUUGAGUCAUUGAGCUGUGGAGAUUCACGAACUUUUUUCGAUAUCAGAAAACAAAUAUUUAUUCUCAUAAAAAAAUCUUGAAGAAAAUCAAAAAGUCUGUGGUCAACGACUAGCUGUUGUUUCACUCAAAUUAUAACUCUGAAGGUCUCGAUAAAAUAAUGAUCACUAAAAACAGAAGUUAUCAUCUAACUAGAGAACUACUCGGACUCGGGUACGCGUUUUGAGUUGAAACUUUGGUGGCUUAUAGACCCGGGUAAGAGUACUUGGAAACAAGAGAGAUUAUCUGCUAAACCCCGAAGGCUUAUGAGAAAAUGAUUUUUGAAAAUGAAAAGUUUGGGCUUGAAAAUUAUCAAAUUUCUGCUUUCCUCGUUCUUUUGACUGGAAAAAAGUUUUUUAGUGUUUAUCAUAGCCGGAUCAUUCAAAACGAUCGUAUUAAAAUAUAAAAUAAGGUGAAAAGCAGUAUUCUGAAAGUUUUCAGGCCUAAUUUUCACAUUUUUUAUAUAUUUUUUCUCAGUUCUCUAUCGGGUUUAGCAGAUAUUCUCUCUUGUUUUCAAGUAUUCUCACUUGGGUCUAUAAACCACUAAAGUUUUAACUCGAUCCGCGAUUACGAGUUCGAGUAGUUCCCUAGUAAGUGCGUUUACAGGAUGGAUUCCAAAAUGAUAAAUGAAUUCUUCUUAUGAAAUUUAUAAAAAGAAAACUUCAGCACAAGUUCUUUGGCGUCUGUGCCCAACGGAACGAUCAGUUCCAGGGAUGGAAACUCGAAAAAAAUCGUGGCUCCGAAAAAGUCAAACUUUUCAAUAACACUAAAAAAAUAAAGAUCGCGGUUAAAUUUUAUCUUCAUUCAUAUUUCUAAUGAGCUUAGCUUCAUUCUUUUUUCUGUUUUCGAGAAAUUUUGAUGAAAAAACGCAUCGGUUAAACUACAUUCCACUGAUUUGCUCUAAAACGUCAUAUUUUUCUAGCCUCACUUUUCCUGCGUAAAAACGAUUCUUGUCAAUUUUGUAUGUAUUUCCUGUAACAUUUACCGUGUGUGCAAUUUUUUAGUCAUUUUAGAUAUUGAUUGCCUGAAACUCAGUGAUUUUCCAGUGUUUGCUAUACUUUCACAAAGAGUGCUUCGUCCCGACUUAUCUCAUAG
Caenorhabditis auriculariae is the source of this 10275-nucleotide messenger RNA. NCBI's taxonomy places the organism in Eukaryota, Metazoa, Nematoda, Chromadorea, Rhabditida, Rhabditidae. The record is from the annotation of a GenBank genome assembly.